Messenger RNA from Linnemannia hyalina, 2298 nucleotides. The record is from the annotation of a GenBank genome assembly. Lineage: Eukaryota; Fungi; Mortierellomycota; Mortierellomycetes; Mortierellales; Mortierellaceae.
AUGGACGGACCUUCUCCUGCUGAAAUGAACGCCACCAACAUAAACCGACAAUCAAAACGCGACAAAGCUCUCACCAAAGGCAACCAGCUUUUGACCACAAUGGAAGUGACCCUCAACAACCAUGGAAAAUUAAGGAAGCAACAGUUCAAGACCCUCAACAAAGCGAUUGUCGAUUCUUUCUAUCUUACCCAUGAGCUUCGACAAGUUCUUGUCCAACAUCUUCACGCAAGUGGCUGGAUCGUCUGUGGCUGCCGCUCAGAAGCCGACACCUGCAUCGGAUCCAAUUGCAAACAGGACGACAUCGUCAUCACCUGUGACAUUGACACGCUAGUUUACAGCAACAUCAACACCAUCUGGAGACCUUUCGGUCGUGCCCGAUACCUCGUCUACCAUGUCUCUGAUCUGUUACGCCAACUUGAGCUUUCAAGAACAGGACUGACCACCCUUGGAAUUGUCACCCAGAACGAUUACGGCAAGGGUGUCCACAAGAUAGGAGUCAAGGGAAACUUUAAAGUCAUUCGGGCUCUGGAGACAGAAGAUCGGCCGCUGGUGGUCAAGAAGGAGAGCGAACUACAAAUUUCAUUCGAUACCCCACUGUCGACCGUCCUCCAAGUCAGCUACCUCAACCUCACACCUCAGGACGGCCAUACAAUUAUCGGGAGCGCUACGCGUCAGCCAAAAACCCCAACAGCACCACCAAUACCGGCACCAGUACCGAAGCAGGACCCAAUACCGAGGCAGGCCCCAGCACCAACGUCGGCGCCACCAGCCCCCACCGAAAAAGAAACAAAAGUCUACCCCCAAAAAGAUCAACCUGCAGCGGAUAAGAUGACCAAGUUUCAGCUCGUCAAAGCCAUGCAACGGGAACACCCUCUUCGAACCUUGGACAUUGGAACCCUGAAGGCGAAUACGUCUCGAGCACUAAAGAAGGAGAUUCCUUACGAUGCGGAUUUACAGCAAAAGCUCCAGCAUGCGAUCACCACGUGUCUCUCGGAUAUCUCUAAACUCGCUUCGAGAACGAAACUUCGUUGUCAACAGGCAGUUGGUCAAUACCUCGAAAACCUCUCUGUCGAUCACCUUGAUGAGGACGACAGAACCAGCUACUUGACCCCUUACUUCUCGGACCAGGAGAUCGAGGAGGCCAAAAUGGGCAUCAACCCGAACUCAGAAGAGGAGCCAUCUGACAACAAGAACAACCCAGAGGCAAGCAUCGACAACAAGAACUCUCCAGAAGCUUUUUCUUUUCGCAUCUGGUUGCCAUCUACAAGGCUAGCGCUCCUAAGAAAACAAAGAAUGCAGCAGAAGAAGAAGAAGGGACUCUUGCCCGAGAGCGCUCCAGAUCAUGCCAAUCUAGACAAGACUCCAACGGAGAACUUCAUCAUUAUGAACAGGACGAUCGGAAGAAGCUGGCGAUUAUCACCAAUGUCACCCCGUGGAAGAAAGUUCGUCAUUCUCUCAGAGGAUGAGCUGGUCAGGAUCUUCUGGACAGACGUGACCCUACGGAAACAGCUACAGAGUUUCGCCCAUCCAACUCUCCCAUCUUUCACCGACCUUACCCGUAUUCCUCAACUGUUCACAUAUCCAACAUUCGGGACAAAGGCUUCGUAUUCGAGUAAGGUCUAUGCUCUCCGAGGAUCGAUCAAGACGGACGGAUAUCGGAUCCAGUUACUCGCCUUCAAACUGAAUGAACUCAAUCGUGUCAAGUACCUACAAUUGGGCGAGAACAAGCUACCAGACCCACUAAUAUCGACGCUUGGAGGCACUGACCACUACCUCACGGAGAUCCGUAACGUGGUCAAGACAAUAGAGGACGUCAAGCGGAUCUGGGAUUGUGACCCGAAGGAAAUCAAGGUUCUCGCGACUGACUUGGGGAAGGGACAUGCAGUCGAGGGUACGGAGUCAAUUGCUCACAAGGAGACCAACUUGCCGUCGCUCCGUGGACCAGAAGCGUCGAUCACCAAAUAUGUCAAGCAGUCCAGGGUUGCCCGAUCGUUGGGUUAUAUUGUAGUCGGUGUAAAGGAAUACUAUACAUCCAAGCGGUGUCCAGUCUGCCACGAGUUUGUUGGCCAAGUCGGCAUCCGUCAGCUGUAUUGCCCCACUUGUGGCGCCAAGAUGCAUCGAGACGUUAUGGCUGGCCAUAACAUGUGCAACAUCAUCCAGGGGCACCUACUUCACCACAAGCGCCCUCACUACUUGCAACCGUACGACAAGAACGGCGUCUACAUUUGGGAAAUGGAGGAGAACACUCAAUCUGUCAAGUUACGGAAGGCGCAACGAUUACUCACUUCGGUGACGUAA